Phymastichus coffea is the source of this 5471-nucleotide messenger RNA. RefSeq lists its product as uncharacterized. The record is from RefSeq and is a predicted model, not a curated record. The transcript is spliced from 11 exons. Gene Ontology annotation, biological process: cell surface receptor protein tyrosine kinase signaling pathway; protein phosphorylation; positive regulation of kinase activity. NCBI's taxonomy places the organism in Eukaryota, Metazoa, Arthropoda, Insecta, Hymenoptera, Eulophidae. Gene Ontology annotation, molecular function: transmembrane receptor protein tyrosine kinase activity; ATP binding. The coding region runs from base 165 to 4307 and encodes 1380 amino acids. Gene Ontology annotation, cellular component: signaling receptor complex.
GAUCGACAACAAGUCGCAAGGAGAACGGCCGUUCGCGAAUCAAUUUUGUCGAGCGUUCGCGCGAAUGAGCUGGUUUCGAUAAGGACUGACGAUAACGCGCGCGUCAAGGCCCUGCCGUGCGCCUGAUUUGGCUUGUGAUCUCGCGCGAGGGCAAAAAAGGAAGCAUGCAAAAUCGACGGUACGCGUCGUAUGCAGAGCACGCCUGCAAGUGUAAAGGAGGUCGUCGGGAUGCGAAGAAGCCUCGAGAUCCGCUCUGGGUACUGCGAGCAAGAGGUAUGAAAGUCAAGAUGUGGGGAACACGGAGCUUACUGUGUUUACUGCUCGCCGCAGCCUUCUUCGGAACGGCUGCCUCUGCGAAUCAAUGCCUAACGAUGUUACAAGAAGUGAACCCUAAGCGAGAAGUUCGGAUCCAAGAAACAUCGGUAAAUAUAACCUUUGGCGUAGCCAAGAGGGUAACAACCCAGAGGCUAGUCAGCAGAGUUGCCAAGAUUUACCUUGAAGAGGCACUCGGCUUCGCAAACAUUUCAUUGAUAGAGACCGAGGAUGAUUUCGAUCUAACGCGGACUAUCACCGAGCUGUCUGGGGCCCGAUCUGCCGAAACGCCAAAGGUGAUGAUCAACAUGGAAGUAUGGGUUCCUCCGGAUUUCGACGAUACGGUGGGGACCCUCAACAGCCGCACCGACGACGCCAACUUGAGUGUGUUGCCCGUCGGCUUGAUAACGUCGCCAGGUCACUUUGGUUGGUUCAUACCGAGCAGAUUGUCAAGGCAGACCGACACAUGGCUGACGUUCACCAAGCAAGAGACUGCCGCGCGCUUCGCCGUCAGCGACGCGAACUUCCGCAAAAUCAUGAGCGUCACGAGCAACGACGAGGCCGAAUUUUACUGUCGAGAGGCGUUCUGCCAAGGCGGAAUGUACGUGCCCGCUCAGUGCCAGUCGAACAAACCGUGCGCUUUGGUGCUCGGCGCUUACGCCGAGACGACCAAGUUCGUCAAGGACCACAUCGAUCAUUGGAAGCUUUACGCCAAAGUCGUUUGGGUAGGACCGCACCUCAGGCAAAUAAUCAAAUCAUUGACCAAAGAGUACCUGCAGCAGAGCUCGGGCUCGUUGCCGCCCGAGCGAUCGCUGGUCGUAGUGCACUGGACGCCGAGCAACAUCAUACCCAACGAGCGCCAGUUCGUGAACGUCGCGUUCCCGAGGUGCCAGACUCGCGGCGCGAGCCAGGGCUGCGCGUACGAGACCAAGAGAUUGGAAAAGCUCAUGUGGGGCGACUUCCCGACCAUCGCCAAAUUGGCUUACGAGUCGAUCAAACUGAUGCACUACAGCGACGACAAGUACGAGAGCCUAAUCAACAAGUACAACGAGAAAUUGAACAGCAUGCAGUACAGCAGCGAAUCCAAGCUGGCGCUCAUCGAGCAGGACGUCGCCUGCGAAUGGCUGCGGGACAACGCCAACUUCACCCUCCAGCAGUGGAUGCCCAGGCAAGAGGACAAGAGCAUCCUCUACGUGGGUGGAAUUUUCCCGAUGAGCGGCACCUUCUACACGGCUAAGUCGAUCGUCCUCGCGGCGCAAAUGGCCAGAACGGCCAUCAACGCCGACGUCUCCGUUCUGCGGGACUACAAUUUGCAGAUGAUCGUGAACGACGGCCAAUGCAAGAGUGAGAUGGUGAUGAAGGCCUUCAUCGACUACAUUCUACAGUACAAGUUUCACAAGCUCAUCGGCAUACUGGGACCCGCUUGCUCCGAAACGAUCGAGCCGCUGGCCGGUGUGUCCAAGCAUUAUCACACGGCGAUCAUGAGUUAUGGCGCCGAGGGCUCUGGCUUCAGCGACAAAACCAAGUACCCGUAUCUGUUCAGGACCAUCGGCGAGAAUCGGCAGUACAAAUACGUCUACUCGCAGCUGCUCAACAAGCUCAACUGGAACCGAGUCGCUGCCUUUUCCGAGGACGGCCUCAAGUACACCGAGUACAUUUCCUACAUGCAAGACAUGCUGCGGACCAAUGGCAUAACAUUCGUAGCUAAUAUCAAGUUUCCACGAGAGUGGAAACCCGAUACCCUAACCAAGUACUUGGAAGACUUGAAGCAGAAGCGAGCGCGAAUCAUAAUAUCCGAUGUUAACGAUCAGGUGGCUCGACAAGCUAUGUGCGAGGCCUACCGAUUGGAAAUGACGGCUGCCCAGGGCUACGUCUGGUUUCUGCCGCAGUGGUUGAAAGACGAGUGGUACGACGCGGACUACUACAAAACGCAAAACGAAACCAUACCCUGCACCACUGACGAGAUGAGGCGGGCCAUAAACGGCCAUUUCAGCAUCUCUCAUGCCAACUUUGCACCCGACGACAGUCUCAUGCAGGAGGGCAUCACCGUGCGGCAGUGGCGCGACAAUUACCAAGACUUCUGUGCCUCCCGUAACGAGCCCACCUCACCUUACGCUGGCUACGCCUACGAUGCCAUGUGGGUCUACGCUUACGCUACUGACCGGCUGUUCAAAACUGAUCCCAAUGCGCUUUUCAAUCUUCACUCGGAGACGACCGUCACCAACUUCAUCGACAUCAUCCAGAAGACUGACUUUUAUGGGGUAUCGGGUAGGAUCAAGUUUGUCGACGGGUUUCGCUCGCGGUUCCCGGUAAUCAACGUCUACCAGCAUAUUGACGGCGAGUCCCACAUCGUAGGAAAUUUUCAUCCAAAUAUAUCCGAGGAAACGAACGAAGUGAUCGGUGGGAAUUUAGAUUUAAAUACGUCGGCUAUCGUAUGGCUGAGCGGCAAAAAGCCAGACGACGGCUCGGAGCCACCAAAGAAAUGCGUGUUUUCCGGAUUCGCAGAGCUGCUCAACGUUUCCUGCGAGGGUGCAAUAGUCAUAGUUAAUAUUAUCGGCUCUGGACUGCUCGGACUGUUCCUUUUAGUCAUCGUCAUCAGCAUCAAGAGAAAGUACGAUCAGAAAGUUCGAGCGCACGAGAAGUACAUGAAAGCUCUGGGUCUGGACUACCUACAACCCGACGCGUCGAGCCUCGACAAAUGGGAAAUCCCAAGGGAGCACGUGGUGAUCAAUCGCAAGCUGGGCGAAGGAGCCUUCGGAGCGGUUUACGGCGGGGAAGCAUGUAUCCCGGAGAGAGGAUGGCUGGCCGUGGCAGUGAAGACGCUCAAAAUGGGAAGCAGCACCGAGCAAAAGCUCGAUUUUCUCAGCGAGGUCGAAGUGAUGAAGCGAUUCGACCACAAAAACAUUAUCAAAUUAUUGGCCGUCUGCAUUAAAUGCGAGCCCGUGCUGACUGUCAUGGAGUUCAUGCUUUACGGCGAUCUAAAGACUUACUUGCUUGCCCGGCGUCACCUUGUCGGCGGCAAAUACAGCCGGGAUAACGAAGAAAUAUCGGCCAAGCUGCUCACCGGGAUGGCUCUCGACAUUGCUCGAGCUCUAAGCUACUUAGCUCAGCUCAAGUAUGUGCACAGGGACGUUGCCUCGAGAAACUGCCUCGUCAAUGCUCAGCGAACGUGCAAACUCGGCGAUUUUGGCAUGACGAGGCCUAUGUACGAGAACGACUAUUACAAAUUACACAGGAAGGUAAUGCUUCCGAUACGGUGGAUGGCUCCCGAGUCGUUGAGUACAGGACUUUUUACACCGGCGUCCGACGUCUGGUCGUACGGUGUUCUACUUUACGAAAUUAUUACCUGCGCUAGAUUUCCCUUCCAAGGCAUGAGUAACAAUGAAGUGCUCAAGUACGUCACGGACGGUAAUUCUCUGACCGUGCCGCACAACGUUAAAUCGCCAUUAGAUAAACUGAUAAUCUCAUGCUGGUCGAUAGACCAGACGAAGAGGCCAACUGCACCGGAAAUCGUGGACUUUUUGGCAAAUAACCCGCGAGUGGUAGCGGCCUGUCCCGAGAAACCCAAAGUUCAGGAGCACACCGACCAAAUGGAAAUGCAGCUGAGCACGACAGCCGACAGGUGUCCCUGGCCGGAAGAGCCAUCGUUGACUACCAGCGGCACUGACGCGAAAAACGAAAAAACCAGUGACACGCCUCUUCUCGACAUCGACGAAUUGGCGGAGCGAGAUAGAAAUGCCGACAUUAUUCAUGGCGAGCAGACCGAGCACGUAGAGAGCACCGAGCCAUUGUUGGGCGAUGCGAUAGAUUCUGGCUUGGGCAGCGGCAGCUCCAAUAGCGACGAUGCCGCUAGGUACGUUAACAUGCAGCCCGGAGUUACCAGCUCGUUUCUCGAUCGGCCCAGCACCGAUUCCGUCGACUGUAUCAUACCCAUGAGCGAAAGAAGCUCGCCGAUCACUCACGCGACCAACUUCAACAACAUGUCGUUCUUGUGAAUCGUUAAGAUUUGGCGUUCCUAGUGGGCAAAUCAGCCAAGUUUCAUCGAACAGUAUAGCGAAUAACAUUUUCGUCGGCCGAAUCGUGCAUCGCCAAUGUAACGACUGGCUCGUGCAAAACUUACUCGUUGCUUUAUUUUCUUGAGACUGAGCAUAGGGGAACAGACUUGGAUGUAAUCAUAGACGAUUGCUUGCUAACGGUUAGAAACAUUACUGAAUUACAUUAGCUUUAGGUAUCCAUGACAAACGCUACAGAUAUUAAACCUAUAAUUAGCGUUGACAGUUAGAUCAUAUUUUAUGAUAAACGAGUUUAUUAUCUUUUGACGUACGUUUAUGUUUAUAUAUUUGCAUCACAGAAACGUCCACGAGUAUUUGUUGUACCAUUUUAAUUUGCAAAUAUUUCAUCUAUCUUAGUAAUAGUAACUGUAAAUUAUUAAUUGGAUAAGCACCGAAAAGCAUAUCGUUAUGACCGGGUCAUUUGUUAAUGUGCACAUUCAUGGAUUUCGCGAUAUUGGUUGCAAUUCUGAAUUGUAAACAAAAUUUUAAUAUUGGUUUUGAUGAUAAAAUUUACUUUUACGAUAAUUGCAAUAGAUUAUCAAUAAGGCUGUGAAUGUAAAUAUGAACAUUUAACGCAAAAAUGUUUACGUGUACCGUGUUCCGUCAUUAAAAAUUUGCUGAUGGAUCAAUGGGUUCGUUCCUGUGCGAUAAUGUUCCUAAAAUAUUUGGCAAGCUUUAUACUAUUUUAGAAUAACUAGUUUUCUCAACUUUUAUAAAACACAUAGUUUAGAAUAAAAAUCAUUUUAUUAUAUUUUAAGUGUUACGAUCGAAGACUUAUCGUAAGAGUAAGGAAUUACGUGCAAUUACCUUGUCAAAUAUAACUCGAAGACCAUGUAUAUACGUAAAAAACGAUAAAGUGAACAUUAUUUUAUAUUAUUUUCAUAUUUGUAAUAUUUUGAUAUCUCGCAUACUUAGUUUUAAAAUCACAAAAUGUUACUAGAAUGUACGCUUAAUAUUUAUUGACAUUUUUAUAAAAAUAGUACUGAAAUUUUCACAACUCUGAGUGUUAUUAUAUCAUCCCUUUUCUGAUGAUUGGGAAAAAUGGUAUUUUUGUAGCGAGAGGGUACUAAUUUUGAGAAAAUAUCGGCUCCUAACAAGAAGCUAGAU